Messenger RNA from Paramecium primaurelia, 563 nucleotides. Lineage: Eukaryota; Ciliophora; Oligohymenophorea; Peniculida; Parameciidae. The record is from the annotation of a GenBank genome assembly.
AUGUCAUAAACAAAUACCAAUCAUACUAUUAGUGGUAGAAUGAUAUUACAUUAAUCAUAAAAAUAAUAAAAGUCACAUCCCUACUUUAAAGAUACAAGAGUAAACUCAUGUUCCUACAUUCACAUGAAAAAAGGAAACCCUUAUGUAUCAGAUAAAUAAAUACAUAGGCUAUUCCCUUUUAUGAAAUUGCAAAUAAGGGAUAAAUUGAUUAUUAGAAUAAAUCUGUUUGUGUUACAUCAACUUAUAGUGAUGAUUAUAAACCAAAACCUAAUUUACAUGUUGGAUCUGAGAAGAAAACUUUAUUUCCUUAUACUAUGGGUUCCUUUAGAUCUCGAUUACCUGAACCUGAUGCACCAAUUUUGACUAAAAAUGCAUCACAAAUAGAAAUUGGAGAUAGACAGUAAAUACUUAUAUAUAUAAUAUAUUGAAGUUUUAAUGUAAAAAGACAUUUCAUUAGUACUGCUCAUAAUGUUUAUGGUAAUUUUGGAAAAUUUGGCAAUGUUUCUAAUCCUGGGAUACUUGCUGAAAAAACAAAAUGGCAUCAUCAUUUACAAUAAUUAUGA